Messenger RNA from Sordaria macrospora k-hell, 1722 nucleotides. RefSeq lists its product as uncharacterized. Gene Ontology annotation, cellular component: plasma membrane. Gene Ontology annotation, biological process: carbohydrate transport; transmembrane transport. Gene Ontology annotation, molecular function: carbohydrate:proton symporter activity. The record is from RefSeq and is a predicted model, not a curated record. Lineage: Eukaryota; Fungi; Ascomycota; Sordariomycetes; Sordariales; Sordariaceae.
AUGGUUCUGGGGAAGAAGUCAAUCAAGGUCAAUGGCGCCGACAUCGGUGUUGAAGCCAUCCUUCUCGGUGCCGUCACCGCGAUAGGAGGCUUCCUAUUCGGUUAUGACACCGGCCAGAUCUCGGGCAUGCUCCUGUUCACCGAUUUCAGGAACAGGUUCGGUCAGACCAUGGGCGACGAUGGAAUCAAGAACUUCACGUCUAUCAUCCAGUCACUGGUAGUAUCACUUAUGAGUAUCGGCACACUUAUCGGAGCUUUGACUGCAUCAUACACUGCUGACUGGUGGGGCCGCCGCAAAUCACUAACCUUUGGCGUGGGCCUAUUCAUCAUCGGCAACAUCAUCCAAAUCACCGCCAUGAACUCAUGGGUGCACAUGAUGAUGGGCCGCUUCGCUGCCGGUCUCGGCGUCGGCAACCUCUCCGUCGGCGUGCCCAUGUUCCAGUCCGAGUGCUCCCCGCGCGAGAUUCGCGGCGCCGUCGUCGCUUCAUAUCAGUUGCUCAUUACUAUGGGCAUUCUGAUCGCCAACAUCGUCAACUACGGCGUGCGAGAGAUCCAGGAGCAGGAUGCUUCCUGGCGUAUUGUCAUCGGCUUGGGUAUUUUCUUCUCUAUCCCGCUUGGUCUGGGUGUCUUGUUGGUCCCCGAAAGCCCGAGAUGGUUGGCGGGUAGGGAUAACUGGGAGGGAGCGCGCAUGUCGAUGGCCAGGUUGAGAGGCAUGAAGCAUGAUCCACACAAUGAGCUGGUGGAGGAUGACAUGAAUGAGAUGCGCGAGAAUUUGGAGAAGGAACGGACUGCGGCCGUGGGCACCUGGAAGGAAUGUUUCAUCCCGAAGAAGAACGGUGUUCCCAAGCAGGUCUACCGCACAUUCCUGGGUAUCGGCAUCCACUUCCUGCAGCAGUGGACCGGCAUCAACUACUUCUUCUACUACGGCGCCACCAUCUUCGAGUCCGCCGGUAUCGACGAUCCCAUCCAGACGCAGCUCAUUCUCGGCGCUGUCAACGUCGUCUGUACGGUUUUCGGUCUCUGGGUCGUCGAGCGCUUCGGACGCAGAUGGCCGCUCUUUAUCGGUGCCAUUUGGCAAGCGGUCUGGUUGGCCGUGUUCGCUUCCAUGGGCACCGCUCUUGAACCGGAGAACAACAAGACUUCGGGCAUCGUCAUGAUAGUCGCCGCUGCGCUGUUCAUCGCUUCCUUUGCUUGCACUUGGGGUCCCAUCGCGUGGGUCGUCAUCGGCGAGACCUUCCCUCUGCGCACUCGCGCCAAGCAGGCUUCGCUUGCCACGGCUGGUAACUGGCUUGGAAACUUCAUGAUCUCCUUCCUCACCCCCCUGGCCACCGAUGGCAUCGGCUACUCCUACGGCUACGUCUUCGCCGGCACCAACCUCCUUGGCGCUGCACUCGUUUGGUUCUUCCUCUACGAGUCCGUCUCCCUCAGUCUCGAGAACGUCGACCUCAUGUACAGCGAGCCGGGCAUCAAGCCGUGGAACUCACGCAAGUGGAUGCCGCCUGGUUACAUCACGAGAAUGGAGCGCGAUGAUGAGUACUUCCAUCAUCACAACAACAACAACGCGUUGCACUCUGAUGAUGAUAGGACUCAUGUUGGAAGCAGUGGACGGCCUAGUCAUGCUAUGGAGAAGAAGGGGUCCGAUGGGUUGGGCAGGUAUGGGAAUGGGAGCGGAGAGAUGCAGCCGCAGGUGGAGAGGGAUGAGAAGAUUAAUGCGCGGGUUUAG